This is a messenger RNA of Spodoptera exigua (beet armyworm), 2795 nucleotides long. NCBI's taxonomy places the organism in Eukaryota, Metazoa, Arthropoda, Insecta, Lepidoptera, Noctuidae. The record is from the annotation of a GenBank genome assembly.
AGAAUACAUUCAAUUCACUUUGUUUUUGUUGUAAAAUGUGUAAUUGUGCAAAUUCGCAGUGUUGCAAAUUGUGUUUUUAAGUUGAAAACAUGUCUCGAGUAACAAGAAGAAAGCAUGUGAUGAAUGAAGCAGCAUGGGAUGAUGAUGAGUUACCUAAAGAAAAUCAAAGCAUUGUUAAAGUUUUGAAGAGUAAAGGAAACAAUUUACACGCGGUAAUAACUCCAAUGGGUGAAGAAUACUUAGUAUCUAUGCCAACAAAAUUUAGAAAAAACAUAUGGGUGAAAAGAGGAACAUAUAUAGUUGUUGAACCAAUCCCUGAAGGUGAUAAAGUAAAAGCAGAAAUAGUGAAAGUAAUGAAUAAAAACUCAAUAAAAUAUUACAAAGAAAAUAAUGUGUGGCCUAAAGAGUUUGACGACAAGGAGGAAAAAAGUGGUGACAAUGACUUAUUUGUGAACAGUAAUAGAGUGCCAGCUUACUCAAGUGGCAGUGAAUCGGACGAUGAUGACAGUGAUAUAGAUAACAAAAAAAACAGUAACAUCAGUGAUACAGACAGUGGAAACAAUAGUGAUACUCAUAAAAGAUAAUUAUUUAUUCAAAUGUUACAUACUAUACAUGUUUAAAAUUAAACUUCUUAGUUUAAUGUUAUUAUUAGAACAAUGCAAAUCUUUUCUCCAUGUCCUUUAACACCUACUUGGCAAGUUUCUUUUUAUUGUUGGCAACAAUAACCAUUUGCAAUUUACCAUAAUUUUUUAGUAACAUGUACAUAUUGUACUUUCAGCAAAAUAGUUUAAAUAGGUAUGAUAUAUCCUAAUUUGGUAGAAUACACAUUUUGUUAAUUGUGUAUUUAGAUUUUUGACUGUUUAGCCCUUAUCCUACUCAGCCAAACAAUGCAAACAUGUAAAAUAUUUAAAAAAUAUCUAGUGUAACCAAAUUACUAUAAUAUUCAGAUUGCAACAUCAAUUUUUUUUAUGACAUUUUCAAAAUGGUAUUGUACAAUAAAACAAAAGCUAAGGAAAUCAUAUGUACCUAUAUUGAUAACUUAACACUUAAUUGACAUAAUUUUUGCUAUAAAGGAACUUUCAUCUUACAUGAGAUCAUAAUUUUGGCAAAAACAUAAGAAAUAUAUACUGUAAAUAUUAAUAAAUAUUUGAGGAAUGUUUACAAUUUUGUUUCCAAUAUUUCUUUGUUAAACAAUUUGUAAUAAACAUUUUAAAAUAAAAUGUAUUAUUUUAUUACUACAUUUUCAAUUGAACUUCAAUAUACAAUUUUUUAAAUAUUUGUAUUAGGUAAUAUCAAAAAGAAUGUUGGUGCUUCUAAUAUUAUAAUUCAGCAUUGAGUAGACUACAUUAAAUUUCAUUCAAGUAAUUUGGGCAACAGACAUUUGUGCCUCUAUUAUAUUCAACUUGUAUAACAAAUAACUUCUAAACUAAACAUGGUUACAUGACCAUAAAAAGAAUAUCAGUAGUUUCAGGGAUAACCAUGUUCAAACACACUUUCAUAGUAUGAACAAGCUCAUAUUGCAAUUACGAUUUAAGACAUAAUUUAAACAUGCACACAUUCAAUGGUGUUGGAAUGCAAUUGAAUCCAUUUUAAAUUUGGAAAUGUAAAAACAAUAUCUAUUUGCAAACAUUGUUUAGUCUAUUUUCAUAGUACAGACAUCUUAUGUGGUGUCAUACUAUUUGAUAUCUGCAUCAAUAUCAUCAGUCAUAAUGUAUUCAUAAAUCCUUUUGAUCAGCUCAACAGACUUCACUUUAUUCCAACCAUCAGUCUUAGUUAUUAAUUUUGCCUGACCAUCCUUUAUGAACUCUAAGGUUAAUUGCUUCAAAGCAUUAGCAGAGUGGAGAUCAGCCAGUUGUAAGGUCUCAAUUGCAUUUUCAACUGUAAGUUUCUUAUGUAAUGCUUCCUCGCAGAGAUUCUUCAGCCUGCUAAGUUGGUAAUAGUCUGCAGCAGCCAACAACUUCUCCGGUAUUUCAUCCACUCUUGGAGCUUUGUCACUGUAUAUGAAUGUCAGGACUUCUCUCAACACUUCAGACUCUAAUGGAGAUUCAACAACAUUGGUAUAGCAUUCAGUUGUGUUAUGUUCAAAAUGUGCCUUAAGUACAGCGCUUCGACUUGCUAAAACAGCCUUAUGCACCUUAUAUUCAACAUCUUCUGCAGAUUUCAUAGUGACAUCAGAAAAUAAACCAUUGUUUAGUAAAUUUUCAAAGUCAUUACUCAGUUGUGCUUCAGGGACAUUAGACCUGUCCACUUUAAUAUCAUUAGUAACCAUAAACUGAAAUUUAAGUCUCAAACUACCAUCACUAAGUAGGAAUAUGUCUCUGCCAUCAUAACUUGCUAUAUCUCGUUUGAAUAAGGUUGCUAAGUACUGCCAUUUAUUUGCCUGAACGGUAUGAUACUCUUUAAUUACUAUUGAACGCUCUUCGAAACGUUUGAGGCAUAUCGUCAAGAUAGAUUUCAAGAAUACAGGAGUUGGAGACAGGUAGUAAAUCUCUAUGAUGUCAUUAUCUCUACCUAAGAAUUGCAUUUUUAGUUGGAAUCUUGAUUCAGACAAAUCACCAUUGGGAUCCUUAGAUUUCUCGGUGCGAAACUCUCUGUUAGUCUUGUUUUCCAGCAGGAUGAUAAAAUUUGGCACUGUCCAUGUUAUAGUGUUUAUUUUAGUUUGUCCUUCGGUACGGGUAGUAUAAUUAAUACUAGACAUGGUCUUAAGUAUUCCGAUAAUGUGCUACGCCAAUAUUAUACCGAAUAAAGGAACAUCGCACACAUAAACACCCGCGAAUUAAAGCAGUCACUAGCAC